CGGGUCUGAAGCAGAAACCUCUGUGCCUUAAGGAGGGAGAGCUCCUCUGCGUUCCCAUCAUGCUCUGGGCCUGCCUCUUCCUCACUUAUUUCUCAGGUAGGAGAGAAAAAGUGUGUUUUCUUUCUUUCUUCUGAGCGACAGACCAAAGAGGAGUCUAACAUAUCCUGAGAUAAUUUUUCUCUUUCUCUUUCAGGAUCUUUGGCCCAGUAUGUGUUGACGCAGCCCCCAUCAGUGUCCGUGUCUCUGGGACAAGAUGUCCAGAUCCCUUGUUCCGGGAGCAACAUUGGUGGGAAGAGUGUACACUGGUACCAGCAGAAACCCAGCCAGGCCCCUGUACUGAUAAUAUAUGCAGACAAUCAGAGACCCACUGGGAUCUCGGACCGAUUCUCUGGCACCAACUCCGGCAACCCAGCCACACUGAGCAUUGCCAGAGCCCAAGCAGAGGAUGAGGCCGAUUAUUACUGUCAGGUGCGGGACAGCAACACACCUCACAGUGACACAGGCAGAUGGGGAAGUGCGACAAAAACCUCUUGCUGAAAAAGGCAGCUGCUAUCAUACUCUGUCUUCAGAAGAGCGACCUUCCAGUGGAAUUUAAUUUUCAUGAAAAGAGGCUUAUUCUCACCUCCAAACCCCCCCUUCCCUAGAAUUACACUUGCUGUUGCCCCUCGCUCCCUCAUUUAAUGAGGGGAAGCAAAUGAAGGGGGUUCACUGAGGUAGAGAAUUUAGCAUAGACUUCAAGUGUGCAUCGGAAAUAGACAGCAGGUCUAUGCUGGGCCACAGAGAGGCUUAUUUUGUCAUUAUUUAGAGCAUUUGUACCCUGCUCUUUGGUCAAAGAGGCUCCCAGAGUGGCUUACAUACAAGCAAUUGAAACCAGACACUCCUUCCCCAUAGGGUAUAAGCUCAGGAAAACCACGACACACAAGGCGAAAGGAACAGGGAGGGCAGAGGAAAAUAUACAUCCAACUCAGGCACCAAUGUCUAAACAGUUGUGCCUAUAAUGACCAGCUGGCCUAGUUUGGGGGCAGGAAGGAACUGAUGGAGUUGGACUUCCAGCAAAGCUGACGAAAUGAGCCUUGUUUGCUACUUCUCUCACUGAGGCAAAUCUGAUGGGAUGGCUGCCCCCCCUCCCAGUUGAGCUGGCCUCUCAUUUCAAACUGCUGUUCUCUGGCUACGUUGGGCACCACUUAUCCUCCGUGUCUGAUCCCUUAACUACAUCUCAGUGCUCAUAAACGCCACACUUUAACUCUGUGUUAACCUCCAUUCGUCUGUCCUUUUUAAAAAAUUAUUUAUUUGGUUUUUCAGAUUAAAAAUUUUUAGUCACAUAUCCAACAUACAACAUAAAAACAAGAUUCCAAUGAAUCUCCUGGACUUCCCUCCUCCUCUUUGUGGGUCCUAUUGUUAAUCAUUUCCUCCUGCAUCUUUUAUAAUAAUCCAAAUAUUUUACCUCUCCAUUGUCCAAAAUUCAUCAAUGAACUACAAGUGAUAUUCUGAUCGUACUAAUGAUUUUAACUGUUUACAAUGGACUUUAAGAUAAGUUAUAAAUUUCCCCCCUCAUUGAAAUUUUGAUUUUCCUGAUUUCUGAUUCUUCUAGUUACUUUAGCUAUUUCAGCAUAAUCCAUCAACUUGAUCUGCCAUUCUUCUCUGGUCAGGACUUUUGUCUGUCAUGAUCUCCAACCCACAUGGACUUCAGAUGACGUAUUGGGAAAGGGGGCGAAAUUAAGUACCCUAAACCAUCAUGGUGUUUCAAUAAACAUCUCUAGAGGGUGCUGGCAGACUUGGUAAGAUCCACUCUGUGCAACCAGGCAGAGGGGGCUGAAAUAGCAUGCUGCUGGAGAGCACUAACCACAUCCUCCUCUUUCUCACAUGAUACGCUGCCACCACAUAUCCCUUGGGACAGAUUAUGCAUUGGGGAACUGCUCUGGUCAAUGCUUUGUUGCUUCGAGAAAACAAGAGUUUAAAACAGGAACACGGGAAGCUGCCUUAUACAGUGGUACCUCGGGUUACAGACGCUUCAGGUUACGUGUUUUCGGGUUUCGCACAGAACCAAACCCGGAAGUACCGGAAUGGGUUACUUCCGGGUUUGGGCGCUCGCGCAUGCAUGGAAGCCCUAAUUCGUGCUUUUCGCUUGUGCAGAAGCGCCGAAUCAUGACCUGUGCAUGCUCAGACGCGCCACUGCGGGUUGCGAACGAUGCAGGUUGCAAACGUGCCCCCCGCACGGAUCACGUUCGCAACCCGAGGUUCCACUGUACUCAGUCCAAUCAUUGGUUCAUCGAGUUCAGUGCUGCCUCCACUGACUGGCAAUAGACAUAAGAGAAUAUCACCAAGGUAACUGCCAACAAACAACAAACGUAUUUUUAAUUUUAAAUGUCCUUAUUCUACUUGCUGAUUCAGUGCAAUUCUGUUACAGUAGUUUUUGACAGCGAUGAAGCGUGGGUGGAGACUGCCUCUCCAUCCUGACCCUUCCAGGGUGGAGGAAGACCGUAUAGAUCUAGAACAGGGGUUUGAGGGAAGUCACAACUCAGAGGCAGAUGAGGAGGAAAGUUGGGAAAUCAUGGGAGAGGAGGAGGAGGAGGAGGAGGAGGAGGAGGCUGGAGCGGAGCAACGCCUGGCUGACACAGUGUCCUUAGAAAGCAUCCCUGACCCUCCAUCUCCCAGUACCCGGCAAGCCUUAAAAGUAGGAGAGCAAAGAGCUCAAAGAUAGAGGGCACGUAGCAGCACCCGUAGAAGUAAAGAAUGAGGAAGUGGAAGAGACGGGGGUGGAGAUUCACUCGGGACAACGCCAUUAUCCAAGAGGCUGGGUUCUGUAGCCUCUCUCUGUAAUAUUGAAAUAAAAAAUGUGGUAAGAAACCUUUCCUUGUCUUUCUACCUUCCUGGACAACUAGCUGGGAGCCGCUGACACCCCCAGGCUGUGCACUUAAAUUCCUUCAGCCAAAUUGCCAUCUUCAUUAUAGAACACAGGAAAGUGUUUCAUACUGAGUCAGACCAUUGGUCUACCUAGCUCAGGAUUGCCUAAACUAAGUGGCAGCAUCUCCUUGGGUUUUCAGACGCGAAGUCUCUCCCAGCCUGAUAAUGCCAGGAAUUGAACCCGGGAGCUUCUGCACGCAAAGCAGAGGCUCUGCCACCAAACUCUAACCCUUCCUCAUGUGCAUUGGAGCAGGAUCAGCACCCAAUCAACAAGAAGCAGAUUUGCAUGCAGAGAACCCCAGGCAACUUUGGUAGGGUUUAAGAAUGGGGAGAAAAGCUAUCCCAAUGCACCAUUUGUCACAGCAAAGAUCACUCCUCUGCAAUGAACAUCAUGGCCUGGUUUCCCUUCCUUCUGGCCCUCACUUAUUGCUCAGGUGAUGAGAGACCCAUUCCUCAUUUCUGUUGGAUGCUAGACUUUCAUUUCUCCUAUCAACUUAUCUGCAGGAAGAUUUGUCAUUGCAUUGUCUUAGACUGGAGUUUGAGCCUUAUUAGUUGAUAUGAUGAGCAGUCUAAUAAGUCAGUGUUCCUCUCUUAGGAAGAGUUGCAUGUAUGUGUUUACCAGUUUAUUUCCACAUCUGUGUAACACCAUGAUUUUUUAAAAAUUCUUCUUCUUUCAGGUUCUGUUGCCGAGUAUGUACUUACACAACCCCCAUCUGCCUCUGUGUCUUUGGGGCAAACUGUGGAACUCACUUGCUCAGGGGAUAAGUUUGAUAGGUACUAUGUGCACUGGUACCAGCAGAGACAUGGCAGUGCCCCUCAACUGGUUAUAUAUGAGGACAGCAUAAGACCUGCCAAUAUUUCAGACCGCUUUUCUGGAGAGAGCUCUGGCGGCACAGCCACCUUAACCAUCACUGAUGUCCAACAGCAAGAUGAGGCUGACUAUUACUGCCAAGUCUGGGACGAAGAUGCUAGCCAGCAAGCACAGUGGCCCCAUCAAAGGAGGAAGUGAGGCAAAAACCUCCUGCUGUCAAAGAGAAAUGUCUAUGUUUGUUAGCUGAGUGCAACAGAAAUACUGUCACCACUCGCAGCUCCCAGUGAUUUGCACUGAGUGGUAUAUUGCCUCUGAUAACGGAGGUAGAAUUUAGCUGUCAUUUUUGUAGCCAUUAAGAGCCUUAUCGUCCCUAAGUCCUUCCACAGAGGGACUACAUUUUUAAAUAUAUCCUAUUUCUUAAAAUAAAAAAGGAAACUCUGCUGAAAGUAUAACAGCAGAAGGAGUAGGCCAGGUUAGAACUCUUCCCUGUAAUAUCUUCGCUUUCUUUUUAAAGCACUAUUUUAAAAAUAAUAUUGGAGCAGCAUUCAAAAAUGGCACAGAUACCUAACUGCAAUCAAAUGUGAAGGUAAAAAUAAAGGACCCCCUGGAUGGUUAAGUCCAGUCAAAGGCAACUAUGGGGUGUGGUGCUCAUCUCACUUUUCAGGCCAACGGGACACCAUGACAGUUCGAAGUUUGGCGGUUUGAAUCCAUGUGAUGGAGUGAGCUCCCAUUUCUCUGUCCCAGCUCCUGCCAACCUAGCACUUAGAAAGCACACCAGUGCAAGUAGAUAAGUAGGUAUCACUGUGGCAGGAAGGUAAAUGGCAUUUCUGUGCCCUCUGGUUUCCAUCACGGUGUCCCGUUGUGCCAAAGCAGUUUGUCCUGCUGGCCACAUGACCCAGAAAGCUGUCUGUGGACAAAGGCUGGCUCCCUCGGCCUGAAAGCAAGAUGAGUGCCACACCCCAUAGUCGCCUUUGACUGGACUUAACUGUCCUGGGGUCCGUUACCUUUUAAAAAAAUAACAACCUAUGGAGCCCUGGCCAAUGGCAAGGGUGAUUAUUACUGUGCAACGACACAUAUGGUGAUGCAGCCUGAUGGGGAACUGAGACAGAAACCUGUAUUUCUCUUCCCUAAGGCAAGAAUAAAUUUAGAAUUGUGUUCACUUAUGAUGCAAACAAACCGUCAAAGUACAGGCACCUCCGCAUUUGCACACGAUUGGCCCAUGCAUGACUGCUGAUGCACAUGCUAUUUUUGGCACUGCAAAGGGGCAGAACAGGGUGGAACAGGUGUUUGGCAUGGCAUGGAAUGGUGCCACACUUGUAGAAUUCAGUGGGGAAAUGUGUUGGUAUUGCAUACUCUUGAGUAAAGGUAAAGGUAAAGGGACCCCUGACCAUUAGGUCCAGUCGUGGCCGACUCUGGGGUUGCGGCGCUCAUCUCGCUUUAUUGGCCGAGGGAGCCGGCGUACAGCUUCCGGGUCAUGUGGCCAGCAGGACUAAGCCGCUUCUGGCGAACCAGAGCAGCGCACGGAAAUGCCGUUUACCUUCCUACUGGAGCGGUACCUAUUUAUCUACUUGCACUUUGACGUGCUUUCGAACUGCUAGGUUGGCAGGAGCAGGGACCGAGCAACGGGAGCUCACCCCGUCGCGGGGAUUCGAACCGCCGACCUUCUGAUCGGCAAGUCCUAGGCUCUGUGGUUUAACCCACAGCGCCACCCGUGUCCCAUUGACUCUUGAAUACCUCCAAGGGAAAAAAUACUGCCUGUACUAAACUUUUGGUGGAGUCAAGAGCUUAAGAAGACACCUGUUGGAUCAGGCCCAAGGCUCAUCCUAGUGUUGCAUCCUGUUCGCACAACCGCCAACCAAAUGUCUAGAGGAUUGACCACAAGCAGUGAUCAAUAUAACCUAAAGUGUCAUGGAAUUCUACUCAGUAUCGAUCCAGAGCAGAUUCCAAGGUAUAGUUAGCAGAGUAACAACUUAAACACAUUGCAGGAUUCCCCCAAAAGUAGACCAGAGGCCACUGUAUUUCAUCCAGCAGAGCUUUACUGCUACUGAAGGCAAAUGAGCAUAAUGGUCACAAAUCCAAAUACAUUCAGAACUGGCACUGUCCAUAAGAAAUCCAGUUGCAGCAGACUAAUUAAACUUAAACUUACAAUAACUGAUAACCCAUUUUUGUCUACUUGAAGAAGCCAUGGUCCGAUCUGAAAAAUACAAAUAUUUAGGAUACAAAACUGUAAAAAUAAAGAAAAAUUAAGUUUGCAAAACAAUAAUUACCAUGUAGUUAGGGUAGAUCAACGUGUCAGUGUCCACUUAUCCCCAGUGUAAAUAUGACAUAUCGGCAAAAGUCGGAAAUUGAAAGGUAGCCAUAGCAUGUACACGAAAAUCAAUUUCAGAUUUGAAAUCAGCAUUGAAAGAACAUAUAAGAACAGUUGAAAAAUCUCAUGCAAAAGAAAAUGGAAAAAAAAAUGUUCCCCAGUACACUGUGUAUCCCAAGGGAAUACAUUUUUUUGCAUACCUCCAACUGUACAUAGAUAUACAUGUCAUUUUCAAUGCUAUACAUGUCACGUUCAAUGCUAUAUAAGUCACUUACACUAAUACUCAUACUUUGGCUAUGUGUUUAAUAAAAUAUUGAAUUCUUGCAUUGUGAAAAACAAGGAUUAUGGUGAAAAGUGAAAAACAUGAAUUGCAAAAAAACCCUAUAGCUUACAGAACAAAACCAACUUCAGAUAUGAAAUCAGCACGUUGACAUUAGGUUAGAACAACUGCAGGUGUCAAUGCAACAAAAAUAGCUCAGGGGCAGAUAAGGGGAAAUAUACAAUAUACAAUGUGACACUAGAUGGCGAUGGUGAGCCUUAUAGAAAAUUCAAUGUAUUUUUUAAAAACUUUUUAAAAAAGAAUUCUCAGAACAUUUGUUAUAUGUGUUUUGAAUCCACCUUAGAUACAAACCUAGGUAAUACAUAUUAGUAACAUAACAAAUACCUGCCUGUCUUUUAUGUUUAAUCUAGCAAGGGCAAGUACACCAAGCAAAGGUUAUUUAUUAUUUAAACUGUAAAAGAGAGUGUCUUGCAUAGUUUUUAUAAAAGUGAAAAGGGAAUUAACUAAAGGGUCAAACAACCUGGGCUCUCUUCCACAUAACACUGCACAUGGGAACUAGAGUUUAAUUCCCACAAGAUGUCCCUCCCAAAGAAAAAGUGUUCACCCUUUAUUUUCUGCAGUGCCAUAGCAUGCCUUUUAUCCCCAGGGGUGGAGAGGAGGGUGUGCUGCGUUUUCAAGGGAAAUGAUUUGAAUGUAGGGCUGGGUCACAAGAUUGAAUAGAUUUAAGAGAGCAGAGAGACGGGUCUGAAGCAGAAACCUCUGUGCCUUAAGGAGGGAGAGCUCCUCUGCGUUCCCAUCAUGCUCUGGGCCUGCCUCUUCCUCACUUAUUUCUCAGGUAGGAGAGAAAAAAGUGUGUUUUUCUUUCUUUCUUCUGAGCGACAGACCAAAGAGGAGUCUAACAUAUCCUGAGAUAAUUUUUCUCUUUCUCUUUCAGGAUCUUUGGCCCAGUAUGUGUUGACGCAGCCCCCAUCAGUGUCCGUGUCUCUGGGACAAGAUGUCCAGAUCCCUUGUUCCGGGAGCAACAUUGGUGGGAAGGAUGUAAACUGGUACCAACAAAAACCCAGCCAGGCCCCUGUACUGUUAAUAUACAGAGACAGUAGGAGGCCUGUUGGGAUCUCGGACCGAUUCUCUGGCACCAACUCCGGCAACCCAGCCAGACUGAGCAUUGCCAGAGCCCAAGCAGAGGAUGAGGCCGAUUAUUACUGUCAGGUGCGGGACAGCAACACACCUCACAGUGACACAGGCAGAUGGGGAAGUGCGACAAAAACCUCUUGCUGAAAAAGGCAGCUGCUAUCAUACUCUGUUUUCAGAAGAGCGACCUUCCAGUGGAAUUGAAUUUUCAUGAAAAGAGGCUUAUUCUCACCUCCAAACCCCCACUUUCCCUAGAAUUACACUUGCUGUUGCCCCUCGCUCCCUCAUUUAAUGAGGGGAAGCAAAUGAAGGGGGUUCACUGAGGUAGAGAAUUUAGCAUAGACUUCAAGUGUGCAUCGGAAAUAGACAGCAGGUCUAUGCCGGGCCACAGAGAGGCUUAUUUUGUCAUUAUUUAGAGCAUUUGUACCCUGCUCUUUGGUCAAAGAGGCUCCCAGAGUGGCUUACAUACAAGCAAUUGAAACCAGACACUCCUUCCCCAUAGGGUAUAAGCUCAGGAAAACCACGACACACAAGGCGAAAGGAACAGGGAGGGCAGAGGAAAAUAUACAUCCAACUCAGGCACCAAUGUCUAAACAGUUGUGCCUAUAAUGACCAGCUGGCCUAGUUUGGGG
Podarcis lilfordi (Lilford's wall lizard) is the source of this 8066-nucleotide messenger RNA. The record is from the annotation of a GenBank genome assembly. NCBI's taxonomy places the organism in Eukaryota, Metazoa, Chordata, Lepidosauria, Squamata, Lacertidae.